This is a messenger RNA of Paramecium sonneborni, 269 nucleotides long. The record is from the annotation of a GenBank genome assembly. Lineage: Eukaryota; Ciliophora; Oligohymenophorea; Peniculida; Parameciidae.
AUGUCUAUAAUUGAAAUUAUUAUUAAAGUGCAAUGGAUUUAAAAAAAAGGAUAGAGUAUUGGUUUCCUUUUAGAUCUAGAGAAUGGGUUAGGGAAUAAGAGGAAGAUGGUUUAAGAAUAAUGGAAUGAGGAGAUAAUAAAGAAUCAUUGAAUUCUUGAGGGAAAAAAUAUGAGGGAGAUUGAAAAAUAAAGGAAAUAAAUGAUGAAGAUUCUUGCGUGUUUAUAUUGAUGGCAAUUAUUGGAAAAGAUUAUAAUUUAUAUUAAAAAUAU